AUGUCAGGAUGGUUGUCGUAUUUCACGGGCAAGAAAGAUACACGCCAGACAGCGAGAGAUGCUAUUGUCAACACCCGACAACACUUGGCGGUUCUCGAUAAGAAGGAGGAGAACCUGCAGCGUAAGAUCGAGGAGGAGCUAAAGAAGGCAAAGGCUAAUGCAGUUAGUAACAAGACCGCUGCAACUGCUGCAUUACGACGAAAGAAGACAUACGAGACUGAGCUUGAGAAACUGUACGGACAGCGAAUGACACUAGAAACACAGGCAAGUUGUGAUUUCCCCACGAUCGGGAUCAGCACAGGGACAUCACUUACCCGUGUGUCUAGUUGA
Molecule: messenger RNA, 330 nt
Organism: Rhizoctonia solani
Lineage: Eukaryota; Fungi; Basidiomycota; Agaricomycetes; Cantharellales; Ceratobasidiaceae
Product: vacuolar-sorting protein SNF7
Exons: 2
Coding region: 1-330 (109 amino acids)
Biological process (GO): vesicle budding from membrane; late endosome to vacuole transport via multivesicular body sorting pathway
Cellular component (GO): ESCRT III complex; cytoplasmic side of plasma membrane; multivesicular body
Source: RefSeq, a predicted model, not a curated record